AUGCUGCGAGAUGUUGGUUCCAGAGACACCGAGUUUAUUGCUUGUAUCAAGUUCAUACGUCAAAAGAUUUUAGAAAUUGCAGGAGUGACCAAUAAAAAAUUCAGCUGUAUUCCUAUGCAAGGAAGUGGAACCUUUGCUGUUGAUGCUUCUUUCCAAACUGUCUUACCAAAGGAAGGAGCAAGGGCAUUAGUUAUUGAAAACGGAGCGUAUGGGAAGAGAAUGGUCAAGAUUUGUGAAGCAGCUGGUAUUGCUUGUGAUGUCCAGAGCUUCCGGGAGGAUCGCCAGGUAGAACCAGAGGUGAUAGACGAUGCCUUGAGUGGCCGUACUCAUUAUGAUCUUGUGGCUGUUGUACACAGCGAGACAAGCUCAGGUGUAAUUAAUCCCGUCACCGAGGUGGGAAAUAUUGUAAAGAGCCGUUCACCAGAUUCCAUUUUCUUGGUGGAUGCCAUCAGCAGCUUUGGUGCUGUGCCCUUAGAUCUAGAAGCCAGCAAAAUCGAUGUAUUCAUCAGCUCAGCGAAUAAAUGUUUGCAGGGUGUUCCAGGCUUUGCUUUUGUUGUUGCCAGAAAUGAACUCAUCGACAAGUGCAAAGGAAACUCUCGCACUCUGAGUCUUGAUCUGUAUGAUCAAGUCAAGCAGCUAGACAAAACCAGCCAAUUUCGAUUCACACCACCCACUCACUCUAUGUUAGCUUUUAAGCAAAGCCUUGAGGAGUUUGAAGCAGAAGGAGGCUUUGCUGGGCGAUCUAAAAGGUAUCAAGAGAACAGGGCUGUCUUAAGGCAAGGAAUGAGAGAACUUGGAUUCAAAGAACUUCUUGAUGAGAAGAUUGCAGGCUACAUUAUUUCCUCAUAUUUGUACCCCAAAGACCCCAAUUUUGACUUCAUGGAUUUCUACAACAGACUCAAUGAGAAAGACUUAGUAAUCUACCCUGGCAAAGUGUUGGACAUCGACUGCUUCAGGAUUGGUACAAUCGGUGACCUCCACCCAGAAGACAUGCGCAUACUUUUGAAGGCAAUCAGAGAAGUUCUGGCUGACAUGAACAUCAGUGUACCAGUCAAGAAUUGA
Molecule: messenger RNA, 1062 nt
Organism: Candidula unifasciata
Lineage: Eukaryota; Metazoa; Mollusca; Gastropoda; Stylommatophora; Geomitridae
Source: the annotation of a GenBank genome assembly